This is a messenger RNA of Elaeis guineensis (African oil palm), 723 nucleotides long. RefSeq lists its product as uncharacterized. Gene Ontology annotation, cellular component: nucleus. NCBI's taxonomy places the organism in Eukaryota, Viridiplantae, Streptophyta, Magnoliopsida, Arecales, Arecaceae. Gene Ontology annotation, biological process: regulation of DNA-templated transcription. Gene Ontology annotation, molecular function: RNA polymerase II cis-regulatory region sequence-specific DNA binding; DNA-binding transcription factor activity, RNA polymerase II-specific. The record is from RefSeq and is a predicted model, not a curated record.
AUGGAAGGAGUAGGAGUUGGAGAAGAAUAUAGCAGAGUGAAAGGGUCGUGGCGGCCGGAGGAGGAUGCGAAGCUGAGGGAGCUGGUGGAGAUAUAUGGACCCCGGAAUUGGAGCUUGAUAAGUGCCGGCAUACCGGGACGUACCGGAAAGUCGUGCCGGCUGCGGUGGUGCAACCAGCUCAGUCCCGACAUCCACCACCGCCCCUUCACCGCCGCCGAGGACGCCAUCAUCGUCGCCGCCCACGCCCGCUACGGAAACCGAUGGGCCGCCAUAGCGCGACUCCUUCCCGGCCGCACGGACAACGCCGUCAAGAACCACUGGAAUUCCACCCUCCGACGCCGCCGCCUCCGCGGCGAGAAGCCUUUCUCCCCCGCCGACGCCGCAGCGGCCGACGCCUCGGGCAGCGGCGGCGGUGCAGGGUCGUCGGUUGUUGACGAAUCUGACUCGGAGUCGGUGCGGAAGCGGCAGUGUAGAAGGGAGGGUAAGGGUUGUUUGGCGGUGGCGGCGGCGGCGGCGGCGCCGGGGCCAGCGACGGCGCUGUCCCUGAGGCCUCCGGGGGAGGGCGGCGAGGAGCGGCGGAGCGAGGUGGAGGCGAGCGUGGUGGCGGUGAUGCGGCGGAUGAUCGCGGAGGAGGUGAGGAGUUACGUUCAUGGAUUGCAGUCGGACGGUGGUGGUGGUGCCGUCUCUUUAUCCGUCAAGUCCGAGUCGGCAUCCAGCCACUAA